Messenger RNA from Stereum hirsutum FP-91666 SS1, 1848 nucleotides. RefSeq lists its product as uncharacterized. NCBI's taxonomy places the organism in Eukaryota, Fungi, Basidiomycota, Agaricomycetes, Russulales, Stereaceae. Gene Ontology annotation, molecular function: protein binding. The record is from RefSeq and is a predicted model, not a curated record. The annotation marks the transcript as partial. The transcript is spliced from 2 exons.
ACGACCGUGACUAUAGCACAACUCGGGCGUUAGAGGUGGAUGUCCUUUCGUAGGACAUUGCUCUCCUUGACGAUCCACGCUCGCUCGCCUCGUCGAAGUUCUUUCCCCCAUGUCUCCAUUCCUGCCCGUUUCAGCACAAACGCACCUCUUGCGAUAGAAUUUUCGACCCAAGAUCCCUGGCAGCCUAUCCAAAAGUUGACAGACGCGUUCCGAAAUUAUGUGUGGAACAGUAUCAGUGCUGCCCAAUGCCUCCCCGAACUUCAGCAGACAUAUCAAGUCCUCCGAAGGCAGGUGGACGCUCUGCGUGCUAGGGAUCCGCAUGCAGCUCUCCAGCUCCAGAAACUUAUGAGUAUCUCUGACUGGAAUGAUACACUCGAGGCGCUGGCGCAAUACGGAGGCCCUCAAGACAUUACUUUUCUGAACGAAGUUAUCGCAGACAUGCCUACCAUUUUCUCUCGUACCGUCACUGCCGACACCCAUACCACCGUUCUCCGCGGCCUGCUCAAGCGUCCUGGUGCAACCGAUGUUUUGGCUUGGCUUGCGCGUAUGCAUCAGAAGCCUGGCCAAAUCAAGCCUACCAUUGAACAUUGGACCCUCGUUCUGGCUGAGUACGAGGAACGGAGAGAAUACGACCACAUGUGGAGAGCCUUCGAUCUCAUGGAGGAGAAAGGUGUUCGGCACCAGACGUUGUACAGAUAUCUCCUCAGGGCAGUCUUCAACUCUCAUCGGGACCCUAUGAAGGGAGUUCUUCGUAUCAUCGACUGCAUGGCUACUGGGCAUCUGCCCUUCGACGGCCAAAAUCUAGCCAUCAUCGUCGACGGCUUCACCAGUCAAGGCAAAUACGAGGAGGCCGACCAAGCUGAAGAUGCCUACCGCUCUCGUGUCGGUGGGCGACCCGACGUCGCCGUCUCCGAAAGUGACAACCGCGAUGAUUACCUGGCUCAAACUGUCCGUCGCGAUGGACGUCAGCGGGCGACGAAGCUGUACCGGUCCUUUCUUACUCGUGGGUGGCGGCCCACCCACAAAACACUCCUAGCUGUCCUGCGCGGUUCUUGUAAUCCCAACGAUCUACUUUAUUGGGAGGGUCAGUUCGAGGUCAGUGGGGGCCCUGACGCGUGGACUCUCCUCAUCCGCAAUUCCGUGACCCUUGCACGACCUAUGCACCAAACGGCCUCGAUCUAUUCGGCUGCUUUGAACGCCGGUAUAUCUCCUUCGUUCAAGAUGGUCGAACCUCUCAUACGCGGCUUAUGCUCAUCCUCUAUCCGUGCCCCGGACGAAAAGUCAUUGGAUACCGCCAUCGGUCUUUAUCACGCGGUUAGCCAGGCCAACACUCCUACCAAGGGGGCCACGGAUUUUUUUCGAGGGCCCGAAGUCAUCGUAUGCAACACACUCCUUCGCGCAAUGAUCUCUUCGACGAACCACGCGAAGUACUUCCCCAAGGCAAUGUCGAUUUUCGAGGAUCUUCGCCAGCGCAAAGUUCCCUUGGAUCGCAUGGCGAUCACUUCGCUCGUCAUACUCGCCAUGAAGUCAUCUACCAGCUUCAACGAAGCUUUCGACGUAUACAAGCACCUCCUUUCCCGUUUCCACGGCCAGUUCGACGCCCGAAGCUUCACGGAUAUCAUCAUUGCGUUCGGUCGGCUUCGAUUCGAUAACAGGACCAUCCCACCCUGGCGUAGCUACUUUGACAUCGUCCACGACAUGCGAGAGGCCGGGUUCCCCACCACACAAUUCAUUUAUACCGAGAUUCUUCGCCAGCUCGCUCGGACGUCAGAACAUAUCUCUCCCUCCGAAGACUCUGAGUUGUAUUCUCAGUUGAUUCUUGCGAUCAAAGAGACACACCACUUCCUU